This is a messenger RNA of Batrachochytrium dendrobatidis JAM81, 4798 nucleotides long. RefSeq lists its product as uncharacterized. The coding region runs from base 11 to 4798 and encodes 1595 amino acids. Gene Ontology annotation, molecular function: protein binding; zinc ion binding; RNA polymerase II general transcription initiation factor activity. Gene Ontology annotation, biological process: transcription initiation at RNA polymerase II promoter. Gene Ontology annotation, cellular component: transcription factor TFIID complex. The transcript has 21 exons. NCBI's taxonomy places the organism in Eukaryota, Fungi, Chytridiomycota, Chytridiomycetes, Rhizophydiales. The record is from RefSeq and is a predicted model, not a curated record.
AGCACUGUCCAUGGCCAAAGUUGAUAGCGGCUUUGUUUUGUCACAUUCAAGAGUCGCUCUUGACAUUGACUUUGUGAAUAGUUCUGUUCAGGGAAUUGUCGAACUUACUGUCACUCCGCUUGUUUCUACUUUAACGGAACUCUAUUUGCAUUGCCGACAAUGUGUUAUUCUGAGUGUCAAAGUUGAUGGAAUAUUGGCGUCGUAUGUACACACUGAUCCAGAUGAGGAUCUAAUCAACUUUGCAAAGGCAGGAAGUUUUUCUAAACUCUCUGAAAUGCAUCUAAGCAAUUCUAAGAAGCCUGAUAAUGGAGAGCUUUAUAUUCAAGUUCCUCCCGAGCUUGAGUGUGAAAAGAUGCAAUUUGAGCAAGCAACACUGGAUAGUUCAGCGUGCUACAGAAGUUGGACCUUGGUUAUUGAAUAUAUAAUUCAGCAGCCCGAGGUCGCAAUCACAUUUGUGGUAUCUCCGACCGAUGUUGUUCCUGAAAAACGAGCGUAUCCACACAUGUUUAUUGCUCCAGUGCAUAACCAAGCCCGCUGGUGGAUGCCAUGCACUGACAAGAUUCAUGAUCGACUCACCUACGAAUUUGAAAUCACUAUACCUCGUACAGUGAGCGAUGUUUACUCGUUAUCGAAUGGAUAUGCAGAUAUCAAUCACAAUGGUUUAAAAACACUCAGCCAGCGGCAGUCGCGCGGGUUAGAUCACUCUUUAAAAAUGGUAGCUGUUUGUAGCGGAGAGCUUGUUGAGCAGUUUGUGCAUCCUGAAAAUGCUUGCAAAUCAGUUUGGAUAUACUCAAUACAGACUGCCAUGGAUGCAGCAAGUGUUAUUCUUGCCGCUGGACCAUUUGAGAUUCUUCCUAUUCAUGGUUGGGGUCGACCGACAUUGACUACAUUGAGAAACACCGAGUCUGCGCUUUCCGAUGAAGAGUUAUUUGAGAAUGGAAUUCAACGAGUAGGAGGAAAAGGCCUUAUUUUUGUGCUUCCCGACUAUAAGCGCGAUAUUCGAGUUAGCACGUUCUUUUUAUCACAGGCUCUGGAGUUUUUUGAACAAUGGACUGGAUCUUCAUUUCCCUUUUCCUCUUUUAAAUUGGUGUUUGUAAAAGAAAGCUACCCUUCGAUUGUUACGGGAAGCACAAUAGCUCUUGCAAGCGUGGAUAUUUUGGUAGACGAAACAAUGAUCGAUCAAGUGUACGAAACCCGGCUGCAUUUUGCCAAAUCCCUUGCAUCACAGUGGUUUGGUCACUACAUGGCACCAAAUAGAUGGACUGACGUGUGGGUACUAGUAGGGUUUACCAACUGGUUAGCAGCACUAUUUAUGAGAAAAAUGUUUGGAAACAACGAGUUUAAGUACAGAUUACAACAGGAUAUCAAUCGAGUUUGCGAACUAGAUGUCAAUCAACCACCAUUGUGUCCAGACGUGUCAAUUCUAGGAGGGGCAAUUGACGAAGAUGGAUCACCUGCUGCGCUUACCAUUAGUAGUUUGAUUUCACGAAAUUUUUACUCCAAUGAUAGCACAUUUUCAGCUCGUACCGAGUUGAUGAUGCUCAAAUCUCCUCUCGUGUUGAACAUGCUUGAAAAGCGAAUGGGAAAAAAUCUUUUACAAAAAAUUGCCAAUAAGCUCAUGGUUAGUGCCAUGUCGGGAGAGUUGCCCACAGGCCUUUCAACUACCCACUUUCUUAAAAUGGUGCGCAAAAUCAGUGGAAAAUUGGAGACAAAGGAAUUUGCAGAUCAAUGGAUUUUCAGGAGUGGAUGUCCCAUAUUCACUAUUCGCUAUCAUUUUAAUCGGAAAAAAAUGGUAAUCGAGCUGCGGGUUAAACAAGACUGUUCUAAUGUAGAUGUUAUUGGAGCAAAUCAGCGGUUUUCAGGUGCAUUCAUGGUUCGAGUACAAGAGCCUGGCGGUACGUUUGAUACAGAGGUUCGCAUUGAAGAAAAAACAAAACAGUACGAUAUUAUUUAUCAUACAAAGUACAAGCGGAUUCGUCGCCGUGCUGGAAAAAAAUAUAAAAAAGUAGCAGACAAUGAUGAUGAUGAUGACGACGAAGAUGUUUACUAUAUGGAGGAAGAUGAGAAGGCAAAUGAUGCCAUAGCUGAUGCUGAGGCUCAAAACCAAGAUACAAAUGGAAACUUUAAUAUUAUCGAACCAGAUCGAAUCACAUUUGAAUGGAUUCGGCUGGAUCCUGACAAUGUAUGGAUAUGUACAAAAACAUUUGAACAAGAGGAUUUUAUGUGGAAUGCUCUUCUUCGAAAAGAAAAGGAUAUUGGUGCUCAGAGCGAGGCUAUCGUAGCACUUUCAAAAAUCCAAUCUCUUGCAUCACUAAAUACGAUUACCACGUUUGUUCGAGAUCACUCUCAUUUUUAUCAUUUGAGAUUGCUUGCCGUCAGUGUGCUUUCCAAGUUUGACUCGGACGAGCUAUACAGUACUGCUUUAGGAAACUUAAUCAAAAUAUAUCGUGACAUUUUUUGUAUCUCAUAUGACGGUCCAAUUAUUCCCAAAAAAAACAACUUUUCUUCAUUACAGGACUAUAAACUACGCUUGGAAAUUGUUCGCUCACUUGCCAAGUUUGUUGAUGCGCGCGGAGCUACACUUCCUGUUGUCCGAAUGAUGUUUGUAAAUCUCUUAAAAUACAAUGACAACUCUGGAAACGAGGUAAAAAUAGCUGCUUGCACUGAAUAUAUUCUUAUGUCAGUUUUUUUUAACUAUCAUUAUAUGCUAUACCGUGGUCAAUUCAAGUAUUCUGAUGGAGAAUGGGUUUCACUUUUAGUCAAGUUGAUCGGAGAUGCUUUUAUUAUUCGUCCUAGGCAAGAUAUGUCAGCCCACGCUCGAACAUCAAAGCGAUCUGUUUUGUUGGCAUCAACUGAUGUUGAGGAUUUUGAGAUAUUGGCAGGCGAUAAACAUUUGAAGGCACAUAUGUCUGAUUCAUUACAAUCUACACUGUCACCCGAAGAUCAGCAGUUAUUUGCUGAGGCACAUGUGCAGAUUCUACGACAGUUUGUUCGUGAUAAAGUCAUUCCUUCCCAUCAAAAUGCUGUUACUGUUAGCUGUUUAGAGACACUUCUUAAAUGGCAGCUUGUUGGGUUACUUCCUAUUAAUCUCAUGCUGUUUCUUGGCUAUUCGCGAGUUGGAAAUUUCAUUUCGAUUCGACGAAUGGCUGUGGAGUGCCUUAUUGUACUUUCAUCUAUGGGAAAUAGUGAUAUUACCGAGUAUCUGGUAUACCUUGUGUUUCACGAAUCUGAUAGACAGUUUCGGUACAACAUAUUUAAGAGUAUGGUUAGUUUUUUCUCUAUAUCGAUGUAUGGUCACAAACCUAGCGUCACCAUAGAACAGGCGGUUACUACAUUGUCUAAACAUGCAGUUUUUUUGGCUAGUCGAACUGCCAAAGAAAUUCGUUCGCCUACAUCACCUCGCCUGUGGCUAUUAUUUUUACGUCUAUCUGAAAUGGCUGCGGAAUGUUUAGAGUCUGAUCCAGAGUUGUAUCAGUUGGCGAUGGCUUGCGCUUCUACUGUACACCCCUCAGGGAUCACAUUGACAUUGUCACAGUCUUUAUUAUCAGGCAAAUUCAAUCAGAAUUUGAAAAAUCAGGUGCCAGCAUACUCCCAGGCAAAUACAUCAUUUCAUUCAUCCAUGGAGGGUGUAGCUGUCGUUCCGUCAACAUCGCGAGCACCACUUCGAAUGACAUUUUCUGGUUCUAAUUCAUCUGUCUCUCAAAAUCAAGAAGCCGAGACUUUGCAGAUGGAUAUGAAUAUUUCUACUCCUUCAAGUGAUCAAAAAUCAUCAGUUUUUUCAAAUUCAAAUUCAGUUUCUGAAACAGGAACAAAGAAAAGGUCCAUUCGAAAUCGUCUAAUCCAACAAAGAGCCCAAACUGAUGAUUCUAGUCCGGCAAAGUCCUUUGUAUCAACUCCUGUGGCAGGAAAUACGAUUUCGACAGGAUCAGCUAGAUCUAGACAGCAAACGAAUUCAAACACAAGACUAUCGUUCAACACGACAUCAAUCUUACAGGCACAGUCACUCGAACGGAUGAUUUUAGAUGAACUUAUGAUACGAAAAGACGCGGCCAUUUUUCUCUAUCCAGUGGAUGCUACAAUGUACCCAGACUAUUAUGAAAAAAUUGAGUUUCCGAUUGAUCUGCAUACAAUCCGUGAGCGUGUACAAAAUAGUGAAUACGGGUCAUUUCAGGACUUUGAGAAGGAUAUUCACCAGCUUUUUACAAACUGCUUUAUUUACAACAAAAAAGGCACUAUGGGACACGCUGUAGGAAAGUCUUUGGAGGCAUUCUACAGCCGGCGGAGCAAGAAAAAAGAUGGAAUGCCUACCAAAGGGCAGAGGAAUGUUGGGUCGCUUUUCACCACAUGGGACAUUCCACAAUUUCCAAAGAGUCUUCCAAUAGCCAUUGCUCGUGCAGAGCGACGAGAGCAUAUUCGGCUUCAACUUCAUAAACUUCAAAAUAAACGCUCAUCCUUUGCAUCUGGUGCGUUGGGUGUUCGACAGAGAUACAGUCGUGUAUUAGGGCAGAUUGGAUAUGAACAACUGCCUCUGCUUCCGUUACAAGAUAUUCCUGAAGUAGAGGUGCAUCGAGAUAGACGAUUACAAGCUGAUAGCAUUAUUAAUACCAAUACCAAUAUCGAUAAUUCAAUCCAGCAAAAUGCCGAAUUUGAGUCCGACACUGUAGAGCUUAGAGAAAAUAUACGAGCCAUCGUGACAGAUAUCGAGUCCUUGGCAUGGCUAUCUGCAGAGGAGCGACAGCAGCUGGUAAAAAUGAUCUCUGCUCAACAGCUUGCUGGAUCAACUAUUGAGCUUUGCUAA